Molecule: messenger RNA, 3847 nt
Organism: Trichomycterus rosablanca
Lineage: Eukaryota; Metazoa; Chordata; Actinopteri; Siluriformes; Trichomycteridae
Gene: stard13a
Product: StAR related lipid transfer domain containing 13a
Exons: 14
Coding region: 63-3245 (1060 amino acids)
Biological process (GO): signal transduction; regulation of Rho protein signal transduction; actin cytoskeleton organization
Molecular function (GO): GTPase activator activity; protein binding; lipid binding
Source: RefSeq, a predicted model, not a curated record
AACGCGUUCCGCGGGACUUGUGCCGCGUUCGGGCGUGAUACGAUCAUGUCUCCUGUCCCGAAAUGACGAGCAGGAGAAAGUGCACGAAGCUGCAGCUGCGCCGCUCCAUCAGCGAACAGCUGCGGGACUCCACGUCGAAGGCUUGGGAUCUGCUCUGGAGGAACGUCCGGGAGAGGAGACUCGCAGAGAUUGAAGCUAAGGAGGCCUGUGAUUGGUUGAGGGCAGCAGGAUUCCCACAGUACGCCCAGCUGUAUGAGGAUUCCCAGUUUCCCGUCGAUAUACCUGCUGUGGAGAAGGACCAUGACUUCCUGGAGAAAGAUCUGGUGGAGCCUCUUUGUCGGCGGCUCAACACUCUGAACAAGUGCGGCUCCAUGAAACUGGACGCGGGCUUUUCCAAAAAGCGAAGCUCGGACUCGGACUCGGACGAUCCGCUGGCGCUCAGCCACAGAUGGACGUUUGAGGGGAGCAGCCGGCGCUGGUCCCGCCUGCAGGACUCGGACGCGCCCGUGGGUGCGGCGGGUCGACUGAGGACAGUGAGCAGCGAGAGCGUCCUGACCGACCUGAGCGAGCUGGAGAUCUGUUCGCUGCACAGCGAGGACUCGCUGUCCGUCAUGCCCGACUCCGCCUCCCUCAGCCCGCUGGGCGCGCCCCCGUACCCGGACCUGCCCAGAUACAGCACGCUUCCUGCCAAGAGCGGUCGGCACGGGCGGGCUCGUGCCAAGGACUUCCUGAGGCGUAUGGAGACAAUAGGGCGCUCGUGGACUAUGUCUCGGGCGUGUCCGGAGCGCCACCCAGUGGUCAUCGGUAGGCCGCUCAUGCAAAGCGAGUCUGAUGCUUUUAAAAUGUUCCACUGCCCCCGUGUGGCCAACGGAGACGCUGCAGAGGCACACGCCACCAGCGACUGCUCGCUUAUUACCAGCAGCAAGGAGACCAGCGCUAAUUCUAACUUGAAGGGGGGCGAUGCCAGGCAUGCAGGAGUGUACCUGGAACACUCGAACUUGUUCUCUAGUGCCCCCCAAAGGAGGAAAAGUGAGGAACACAGCCACAGGAGCGCGUUCCGCUCUUACGAGGACCUGCUAGUGCACGUCCCCAAGGACCACAGGCCGGGAACGUUUCCGAAGGCGCUGUCCAUCGAGAGUCUGACCCAGGACAAACGGCGCGUUCAGGAGUCUGACCCGAACCAGCAGUGGAGACACAGAAAACGGGCGGGGCCGGAGAACCGGCCCGCGACUCGCUGCUGCCGACGCGAGAGCCGGAUCAGCGUUUACGACAACGUCCCCGGGUCGCACCUGUACGCCAGCACGGGCGACCUGAUGGACCCGGGAGAGGACGAGGACCUGUUCCCGCACCUGGACGACGUCCUGCAGCACGUGAACGGCCUGCAGCAGGUCGUGGAUCGCUGGUCCAGAAACGCGCUCCCCGAGGGAGAGGGCGACCAGGGGCAGGAGCGCGGGAUGACGGGCGCUCGGUCUUCCAGUCAGAUCACGCUGGAUUUGGAAGGGACCUCCGUGAACACGCCCAGCGACGGAGGCAGGGACGGCGUCUCGCUCAACGACACGGACGCCUCGAGUACGAGAGAGCGGCGGGACUCCGGGGUGGGGGCGUCGCUCACCAGGCCUCGGUGGCCCAGCUUUAGGACGUCCGACCGUCUCAGCCAAUCGGGGACUCCGCUACAGAUCUCCAGCCAAUCAGCGGGCCAGCUGAGGUUACUGCAGAAGUUCUCGCUGCUCCGCCUUACAGCCAUCAUGGAGAAAUACUCGCUGUCCAAUAUGCACGGCUGGACGUGGUCGGUGCCGAAGUUCACGAAGCGGACGAAGGGGCCGGAGUGCAGGGACAAGGGCGUGUUCGGAGUGCCCCUGAUAGUGCACGUGCAGCGCUGCGGCCAGCCUCUGCCGGUCUGCCUUCAGCUGGCGCUGCGCUACCUCCGGAGUCAGUGUCUGGACCAGGUGGGACUCUUCCGUAAGUCCGGAGUAAGAUCUCGGAUCCAGAGCCUGAGGCAGAUGUGCGAGGGCUCUCCGGAUGGCGUGGACUUCCAGGAUCAGUGCGCAUACGACGUGGCCGACAUGGUCAAGCAGUUCUUUCGGGACCUUCCAGAGCCGCUGCUCACCAGCAAACUCGGGGAGACCUUCCUACAUAUUUAUCAAAACGUUCCUAAAGAGCGGCGCUCGCAGGCGGUGCGGGCGGCUAUAAUGCUAAUGGCGGACGAACACAGAGAGGCGCUACAGACCCUGCUUUGCUUCCUGAGUGAUGUCACUUCCUCUGUAGAGGAGAACCAGAUGACCCCCAUGAACCUGGCCGUGUGUCUCGCACCCUCCAUCUUCCAUCUGAACAUCAUGAAGAACGACAACCUGUCGCCCAGGUUCAUCCAGCGGAAGUACGCGACAGGACGUCCUGACCAAAAGGACCUGAAUGAGAACCUUGCGGCUACUCAAGGACUCGCCCACAUGAUCGCCGAGUGUUCCCGGCUCUUUGAGGUUCCUUAUGAGACGGUCGCUCAGUCGAGGAAGUCCUACAUGCAUGCUGAGCUUCUGGCGCCCCCUUUAGGUCAACUGGGCAAACAGCAACAGCCGCUCGAUCUAGAAGAGGAGGAGGAGGUAGAGGAGGAAGAGGACGGAUCCUAUAGCUGCUAUAUGGAAGGGCAAAUCCAAAACCUGCUGAAAGAGGCCAGAGAUAAAAGCAAGUCCUGGGUGAGCCGAGGCAGCACCGACAACGUGGAGCUGUCGUUUAAAAAGGUGGGCGACGGUACCCCUCUGCGGCGGUGGCGCGUGUCUGUGGAGGUGGAGGCUCCGCCGUCCGUGCUGCUGAACCGAGUGCUGCGAGAGCGCCACCUGUGGGACACUGACCUCCUGCAGGGGAAAGUUCUGGAAACGCUGGACAAACACGCCGAGGUGUACCAGUAUGCCGUCGGGAGCCUGUCCCCCCACCCCAGCCGAGACUUCGUGGUGCUCAGGACGUGGCAGACGGACCUGCCGAAGGGGGUCUGCGUCUUAGCGUCGGUUUCCGUCGACCACGAGGACGGCGUGCCGAUGGGCAGAGUCCGAGGCGUGGUCCUGGAGUCGCACUACCUGCUGGAACCCUGCGGCUCUGGAAAGUCCAGACUUACACACAUCAGCAGAGUGGAUCUCAAGGGAAAGUCUCCUGACUGGUACAACAAAGUCUUCGGCCACCUCUGUGCGGCCGAGGCGGCUCGCAUCCGCAACUCCUUCCAACCGCUGGACCCCGACGGCCCCGAGACCAAGAUCUGAGCCCAGCUAUGGACUAAAGCCUGGGGCACUGUGGGGUCAGAACUGGAUCAUGAGUGGGGCGAGGUUACCGACAGGGUUUGGGAUCAGGGUCCAUUUUUAGGAAAGGAUUCAGAAGAGUGAUGAGUGAAAGAGGGACAGCGUGAGGUGGGAUGUCAGUGCGUUUGAGAUAAGCUUUAAUGUUACGCAGGGUAACUGGGCUUUUGGUGUAACCUUAACGACCUUAACGACAUUUUAAAAUACAGCACAUUAUUGUGACCCGUGUGUUUACAUAUAAUAAUUAUACUAAUAUUAUCAUAGUAAUUAUACAACCACGCGUCCUGUCCUAGGGUGGACAAAACUAGCGAUUGUGAGACGUACUUGUCAGUGCACUCUCUGUGCAGGUCCCAAGCCCGGAUAGAAAUAGGAGGGUCGCAUCAGGAAGGGCAUCCAGCAUAAAAACCGUACUGAGAAGGCAACCGCAAUCACCAAUAAAUAGUCAAAAUUUAAGCCACACGACUGGCUAAAGGUCCACGAUGAUUAAUAAAAUAAAUGCAUUUAUUUGAGGCUAGUUACAUUAAAAAGAAAUAAUGCUUCUAACAUGAAUUUACUACAUGAAAUCUGGU